GCUGGCACCAAGCCUCCUCCUCCCCGCUCGCCCCCAGAUUCCCUCCCCUCCGCCUUGCUUUUGUCUGGAGGGUGCUAUGCUAUGCGUGUGCGUGUGCGCGCGCGUGUGUGUGAGCGUGUGUGUUUUUGGAUUUCAUACUAAUUUUCUGGAGUUUCUGCCCCUGCUCUGCGUCAGCCCUCACGUCACUUCGCCAGCAGUAGCAGAGGCGGCGGCGGCCGCCGGUUAGAGCCCAGUCGCUGCUUCAGCUGCUGCUGCUGCUUCAGCUCUGCUCCCUGCGCUUGCUACGGGAGGCCGGGGGAGCCGCGCGGACAGUCCUGGUGGCCUGGGCUGGCACUGUCCUGCUACUGCAGUUGCUCCCCAGCCCUGAGGUGCGCACCGAUAUCGAUAUCCGUGCCGGUUUAGCGGUUCUGCGACCCAAAGAGUCCAGAGAGAUCCACCGAGUGGUGCCUGGCGUAUAGAAUCAUGCAGCCGCCUUGUGGCUCGGAGCAGCAGCCCGCGAUGUCCCAGCCACUGUGAACAAUUUGGUCAGCGCCAACCUGCUCAGCCCAGCACCGACCGCUCAGCCUCUGGUACGCACCACUCCGCGGGAGGCCACCAGCACCAAGCAGCAAGAGGGCUCAGGGAAGGCCUCCCCCCUCCGGCGGGGGACGCCUGGCUCAGCGUAGGGACACGCACUCCGACUGACUGGCACUGGCAGCUCGGGAUGUCGCCCUGGCCGAGGUGGCAUGGACCCGCCAUGGCGCGGCUCUGGGGCUUAUGCUUGCUGGUCUUGGUAUUCUGGAGGGCCUCUCUCGCCUGCCCCGUGUCCUGCAAAUGCAGUUCCACUAGGAUUUGGUGUACUGAACCUUCUCCUGGCAUCGUGGCAUUCCCGAGGUUGGAACCUAACAGCGUUGACCCUGAGAACAUCACCGAAAUUCUCAUUGCAAACCAGAAAAGGCUAGAAAUCAUCAAUGAAGAUGACGUUGAAGCAUACGUGGGGCUGAAAAACCUCACAAUUGUGGAUUCUGGCUUAAAGUUUGUGGCUUACAAAGCGUUUCUGAAAAACAGCAACCUGCAGCACAUUAAUUUCACACGAAACAAGUUGACGAGUUUGUCCAGGAGACAUUUCCGCCACCUUGACUUGUCUGACCUGAUUCUGACGGGCAAUCCGUUCACGUGUUCCUGUGACAUUAUGUGGCUCAAGACCCUCCAGGAGACUAAAUCCAGCCCCAGUGCUCAGGAUUUGUACUGCCUCAACGAGAGCAGCAAGAACACGCCCCUGGCAAACCUGCAGAUACCCAAUUGUGGUCUGCCAUCUGCACGUCUGGCUGCUCCUAACCUCACUGUGGAGGAAGGAAAGUCUGUGACCCUCUCCUGCAGUGUGGAGGGUGACCCACUCCCCACCUUGUACUGGGAUGUUGGGAAUUUGGUUUCCAAACACAUGAAUGAAACCAGCCACACACAGGGCUCCUUAAGGAUAACGAACAUUUCAUCUGAUGACAGUGGAAAGCAAAUCUCUUGUGUGGCAGAAAACCUUGUGGGAGAAGAUCAAGAUUCUGUGAACCUCACUGUGCAUUUUGCACCAACUAUCACAUUUCUCGAAUCUCCAACCUCAGACCACCACUGGUGCAUUCCAUUCACUGUGAGAGGCAACCCUAAGCCAGCACUUCAGUGGUUCUACAAUGGGGCCAUACUGAAUGAAUCCAAGUACAUCUGUACUAAGAUACACGUUACCAAUCACACGGAGUACCAUGGCUGCCUCCAGCUGGAUAAUCCCACUCAUAUGAAUAACGGAGACUACACCCUGAUGGCCAAGAAUGAGUACGGGAAGGAUGAGAGACAGAUCUCCGCUCACUUCAUGGGCCGACCUGGAGUUGACUACGAGACAAACCCAAAUUACUCUGAAGUCAUCUAUGAAGAUUGGACCGCACCAACUGACAUCGGGGAUACUACGAACAAAAGUAAUGAAAUCCCCUCCACGGAUGUUGCCGACCAAAACAAUCGGGAGCAUCUCUCGGUCUAUGCCGUGGUGGUGAUCGCGUCUGUGGUGGGAUUCUGCCUGCUGGUGAUGCUGCUCCUGCUCAAGUUGGCAAGACAUUCCAAGUUUGGCAUGAAAGAUGUCUCAUGGUUUGGAAUUGGGAAAGUAAAGUCAAGACAAGGUGUGGGCCCAGCUUCAGUCAUCAGCAACGACGAUGACUCUGCCAGCCCCCUCCACCACAUCUCCAAUGGGAGUAACACUCCAUCUUCAUCGGAGGGCGGUCCCGAUGCUGUCAUUAUUGGAAUGACCAAGAUUCCUGUUAUUGAAAACCCCCAGUACUUUGGCAUCACCAACAGUCAGCUCAAGCCAGACACAUUUGUCCAGCACAUCAAGAGACACAACAUCGUUCUGAAGCGGGAGCUUGGAGAAGGAGCCUUCGGGAAAGUUUUCCUGGCAGAGUGCUACAACCUCUGCCCGGAGCAGGAUAAGAUCCUGGUGGCUGUGAAGACGCUGAAGGACGCCAGCGACAACGCACGCAAGGACUUUCAUCGCGAAGCUGAGCUGCUGACCAACCUCCAGCACGAGCACAUUGUCAAGUUCUAUGGUGUCUGUGUGGAGGGUGACCCACUCAUCAUGGUCUUUGAGUACAUGAAGCACGGGGAUCUCAACAAGUUCCUUAGGGCACACGGGCCGGAUGCGGUGCUGAUGGCAGAGGGUAACCCGCCCACCGAGCUGACGCAGUCGCAGAUGCUGCACAUCGCUCAGCAAAUCGCAGCAGGCAUGGUCUACCUGGCAUCCCAACACUUCGUGCACCGUGACCUGGCCACCCGGAACUGCCUGGUGGGAGAGAACCUGCUGGUGAAAAUUGGGGACUUUGGGAUGUCCCGGGAUGUGUACAGCACCGACUACUACCGGGUCGGUGGCCACACUAUGUUGCCCAUCCGAUGGAUGCCUCCAGAGAGCAUCAUGUACAGGAAAUUCACCACCGAGAGUGACGUCUGGAGCCUGGGAGUUGUGUUGUGGGAGAUCUUCACCUACGGCAAGCAGCCCUGGUACCAGCUAUCAAACAAUGAGGUGAUAGAGUGCAUCACCCAGGGCAGAGUCCUUCAGCGGCCUCGAACAUGUCCCCAGGAGGUGUAUGAGCUAAUGCUGGGAUGCUGGCAGCGGGAGCCGCACACGAGAAAGAACAUCAAGAGCAUCCACACCCUCCUUCAGAACUUGGCCAAGGCAUCUCCCGUCUACCUGGACAUCCUAGGCUAGGGUCCUUCUCCUCCCCAGACAGUCCUUCCCAAGGCUCUCCUCGGACUGGCCGACACGACGAACCUCUUAACUGCCGCUGACGUCACGACCUUGCCGUCCUUUGCUCUGACAGUGUUAACAGGACCAGGAGCGGCUCUCUGGGGUGGCAGUGUGUGCUUCUCCGUCCACAGACAGUAUUAACUCGCUUCUGGCAUUGUCUCUUUCUCUUCCCUGGGUUUGUUUCUUUCAUUUGCCCCUUCUCCUUUACUUACUUAUUUAUUUAUUUUUGGUCUUCACUGCUUCACGGCCCUCAGCCUCUCUCCUUGACCAAUCUGGCUUCUGCAUUCCUAUUAACUGUACAUAGACAAAGGCCUUAACAAACCUAAUUUGUUAUAUCAGCAGACACUCCAGUUUGCCCACCACAACUAACAAUGCCUUGUUGUAUUCCUGCCUUUGAUGUGGAUAAAAAAAGGGAAAAAUCAAACAUCUGACUUAAGCCGUCACUUCCGAUAUACAAACGCGGGGUGUUUCUAUGGAUUCACUUCUAUUUAUUUAUUAUUUAUUUAUUUACUACUCUUCUUAUUGUUUUUUUUUCUGGUGGUUAUAACCUGUGUAUGAGAAGGAAAAGUUGUGUACAAUCUGGGGAAACUUUAUCUGUGGGAAAUGAAAACCAGAGAGAGAGAGAGAGAGAGAGAAGCUUUACCAUAAAUCACGGCUUGAGCAAGACAGAGACAAGCCAUGGGAUGAGCCAGAGUCUGUCGCACUUAGGAAAACCCAGCAGCCAUUAGCUGGAGGAGCGUGCUUAGCACCGUCUCACAAGGACCUUUCUGAGGAGGACACAGGAUGUUGAACUCUGCAUCAUGGGCAGAGCUUCCAAUCACAAAUACCGGCCUGCAAUGGAAAGAAAAGACAGUUCCCGUGGGGCCCGCAUGGACGAACAGCACAUCCUACGUUGUGGUCGGGCACCGUGACAGAGCUGAUGUGUUUCUCAAGGGGUUAUCUACCAAGCUUUUAUGAAGCUCAACUGAAGGAGGUAGAUUCUUGCUCAGAUAUAAUUUCAGGAAAACCCAAGUCCUUGACAAACACAGGAGACGCUCUCAAUUUGGAGGCAAGUUUCUCUUACCUUGAACUUUUUCAGACAGCAACUCCCUCCAGCCCCACCUUCCACUCUCGCCUGUCUUGUAGCUGUGCAAACAAAAGUGUGCAUGGUCUUUGUCAAUUGAUACCUAUGUGCACCUGUGUGCAGAAACCGUUGUUCCAGCUGUGGUGCCUGAUUAGCAGGGCAGAUCUGUAAAAGGUCUAACCUGGGCAGCUUCUGGAAGUUAACCAGAUCUGUAGCUGGAAGCGCUCUCCAGUAGGCAGGGAAGGGUUUACUGAGUAGGCCUGCUGAAGCCUGGAUACCUUCAGCCACCUCAAACCUACCAGGCUGCAGGACAGGCACAUCCCCGAGGGAAAGGGGAGCUCUCUUGGGAUACCGCCUGAGUUGACGUUCAGCGUUCUCAGGUCAAGUCUCUUGCUCGGGGCUCUGUUUGGGGAGAGUGGUUUCAUUCCAACGUACUCAUUAUCAGUAUGCUGUUUUGUUAAUUAUACUCCAUUAAAAAGUUAAAAAAAAAAAAAGAAUUAAGCCUUGACACUGUAUGGCUAAUGGGAGGCUGUGCCCAGACUAAGCCUGGAGAUUUGUGUCUGCACAUGGUCAUUGGUUUUCCUAAAAGAGAGGGUAAAUUUAUAGAGAAAUUUACAGUUAUUUGGGUAGUCAUUUAGACCGAGGGAGACCAGUGUUUCCAUUUCUCUGCCCCCCUCUGUGAGGGGAAGUUUGACUAACUUGACACCUUACUAACCCGAGCCAGAUAGGAAGGGAGUGACUUAAUUCACCUUAGAACAUUUUAUUUGGUGUUUAUUUCCGAAGGUGCAAGAGCUCUGCAUAGGUUUCAUUUGUGCCCUUUCAUUUCUGGAGCACUGUGUUUUCUAGCAGAAAUUCUGAGAGCCGGUUCUCACAAUAAAACUUUAAAGACUGUGUAAAUUGACAGAGAGCAGAAGGCGAUUCAGGAGGCCCACUCAAGCAAGCGGUCACACAAGGCAGAUACCAUGGCCCUUUCUGUUGCGCUGGCCCAUGACAGAUGGGAGCUAUUUUGUCCUCUUCGUCCAUUAAAACAACCCCUCCAGAAUACCUAUAAUAAUAUAACGAAAGCCAUAUCUCUGUGAUCUAUACCAUUAAGUAUAGAUCAUUAAAGGACCCAUGGUACUGUCAGGCACUGUGGAACUGCGAGAUGGCAGAAAAGCAAGGGCACAUUUGUACAUGCUCCUCCAGUUUCUGCUAGCCAUGACCUAUGAACUCACACAGGUCUGUUGCUCCGAGUCUCACCAGCUGCCCUGGGAGGAAAAGCUGCAAGAUGCUCAGCAGAGAGCAAAGGAGAUGGCAGCAUUGUAAAAGACCAAGGCUAGGGAGGCCAUGCAGGUUUACACCAAAGGUCUGUACUGAGAAUGUGGGAGCGUUCCAUUCCAGUUUUGCAUUUUCCUCAGCAAGAAAAAGAGAGCAGAGAGAAAGGGGGAGGGGAGAAAGAUGGAAAGAAAGGAGAUGGAGAGAAAGGAAAGGGAGAGAAGAGGAGAGGAGUGAAGAGGAGAGGAGAAGAGAGGAGAGGAGAGAGAAGGAGAGGGAGAGGGAGGAAGGGAGAGAGGGGGGAGAGAGAGAGAUUCCUUAUACUUUUUGGCAAAUCCCUGAAGGUCUCAAAAUGAAAGUGUCUAUGCAAGUGCAAAUUUCUACAGUUAUCUAUACUAAUUAUUAUUGUUAUUAAUUAUUCUUAUUAUUAUCACCAGUCUCUGUUGUCUCAAGAAUAUGUACAGAUUUCAAAGCAUUAAAGAGUAUUUGGUUGCUUUUAAAGUAGUUGGGUGAGCCAAGGACACCUUAAGAUAAUUGUCACUGUUCAUCUACUAUCUCCUUUCUCGUGGUGUUUUAAGAUUUAGAAAAGAAACAUUCUCGUUCUAAAACAUAUCCCUCUCCAUAAAGGACAAAGAAAAACGGUGUUAGCAAACCAAAAACUCCCCCUGACGCCUGUCUGACAUCCAAUCCAUUUCUCAACCGCUUGAUGAUUUCCAAGCACUUUUUGCAUAUGUUGUCAAAUUAUUCAUAUUUUUUUUUUUUGGUGAGGGAAUGGAGACUCAGAAGCUCAGAGGACAAACAUAGACUUCCCCCUAGACUGUCCACCAGACAUGCUAACAUAUAAACACGACAGCCGGGGAGGAAACGUGCUAGCAGCUUGGAUGAAGCAGGGUGGAAGGUUAGCACAGAAGGAGACCCAUGCAGUGCACGCAGAAGAGAUGCUACAUCAUGUGCUUCUGCUCCUGGCUUCUGCUGACUCCCAGUGUUGCACUCAGCCUCAUUUAGGAAAAAACUGCUUCAAACACUCCUCUCCAGGGUUCUGUCAGAACUCGUGCACACGUGCUCACACCAGCCCCGCUUGUGAUGUUUUCAUGUACUUAUAUAUAAAUAUAUACAUAAUAUGUGUUAUAAACACUUGAUUUAUACAUAUACAAAUGCACACAUGUAGUGUGUUUGUGUGUUUAUGUAUAAACCUAUAGGCACAUGGUAAUAGAAUAAUUAUAAGUAGGGUGCAAUAUGAAUAAUUUGCUUAAUAUUUGCUAAGUAACCAAAACGUUCCAACGUCAUGUGGCAGUUCAUAUUUCCUGUGGGUAAGGACUACACCACACUUUCAGCUCUGUGCAGUCCUUGGAUGGAAGAUGUGUUGAAAAAAAAAAAUCACAUAUUCCCUGAAACAACUGACUGAAAGCCAUCCUCUACAUUGAAUCUGUUCUCUGGCUCUUUGCAAAGGAAAAUUGCAGACAAAUGUUCUCCUAAUGUCCAAGUCCUGGGAAGGAGAAGUGGGUUUUCUCUUCUUGCACAUUUGGAUUGCGCUCACCUUUCCUGGCUCUACGCCCUUUACACUGAGCUCAGAGACUGAGCAUUCUAGACCCAAGCUGCAGGGCCGUAGGGAGGCAAGUGUCUUCGAGGCUGAUAGCAAAACAUCCAAGAAUCUAUAGCAAGAUGGGCAGCUCGAAGUCACCCCUGAUCUACACGGCAAGCCAGAGGCAUGGCGGGUGUGCAAUGCUGUUCCUCUCAAGGACUGGACAGCAGGGUUCCUGGUCAAGGGCAGACUUUUCCUAACCUUCUCCUUUAGCAAUUGGCACUGCCAGCAGUACCUGGCAUUAAGUCAAGUCUAAUUUCUAAAAUGGCAGCGCAGACCCGUGUGCCCUCAUUGCUCUGCCCCCAAGCCCCUCAUCCGCUAUUAGAGGGCUUCAGUUUUCAAACUUGACCUUCCAUUUGGCCCUGUAUUGUGGUUAAAGGAAAUCUCAAGAGAGGAAUGGCUAAUUGACCUAAAUCCCAGAUGUCCAAGUUUGCAGUGAAAGGCAAUUCUUCCCAAUGUAUAACUGGAAUGUAGAGACUCAGGUCGUGAUAGUUCAUACAUGAAUCUCAGAUGCUAUUGUAAAGAACUGGGAUGGGAGGGAUUCAUCCUUAAGCCAAUAAUUGUGCAGGAGGGCGUGGCUGAUCUUUAAGCCAAUAGUAGUGCAGGAGGGCGUGGCUGUUGUCGGGGCUGGAAUCCAUCACUGCUGCUGAAGUCCAGAGUUCUCGACUCUUCUCAGCUGUUGAGGCCUUCAUUCUUUCCCUUCGGCGUUAUUUAUUUAUUUAUUUAUUUAUUUAUUUAUUUAUCAACUUUCGGUCCAUUCAUCACAAACAUGAAGCAAAAAAUUUUUUUACAUAUAUGUAAAUGUGUUGCAAGUGAAACACUGUGAAUCUCACAACCACCUCCAAGCAACUAUGCUGCCAUCUUGACGUGCGUCUCAGGAGCAGAGACCCAGAAAGACGAGGACGUCAUUUUGCAGCCUACACGUUCUGGGCCAGGUCCGUGUUCGUUUUAUUUCUUUGGUCUGUGAGUUAAGAAAACGAUCCGAGCGGAGGUGAGGGAAUGUUCCGCAAGCUCGGUGAAGCAGCACGAGCUCCUCGCAGCUAUAGGUUCGAGCAGGAAGGAAAACCAUGGGAGAUGGAGAAGGGAAAUUUGAUGGAGGGGGGGCUCUGUCUUACAGCUCGUGUAGCUUACUGUUGCUUAAAACGUAUACAACAGCUGGAAAUGUUUUCAACACAAGGUAUUUGAAUUAAAUGUGAAUCUUAAAUAUGUACUCCCUUAAGGAAUGAACAUAUUAUGGUGAAAUAUUGCUCCCCGCGUCCCCUACAAAUCUGCCUAGAGAUGUGGAUGCCUACAUUUGCUUAAGCAUCAGACCGAUGUUUGUAUAUACCCGGGCCAUACACACUCAUUUCGACGUCUCUGUGAGGAUGUACUUCCCCUUCACUGGUGACCUGGUAUUUAGAACUCUGUCUUUUCAGUUGGUUUAUUCCCCUUUAAUGUGAUGUCUCUGUGCCGAUUAUUACCGGUUCUUACUUGUUUUUGCAAUCCGUUUUGAGGUCUAGUGCUUUACUGAGACUCAUUGCAUCUUGGCUGAUUUCAAAGUGACACCCGAAUACAGUGUUUUAAAAAAAAGUUUGUUUGUAAAUCAUGUGACCAGCUUCUCUCAACCUGACAUGGAAUGUCUCUUGUACUACAGUGUAUUUAAUAAUAAAAAAAAAAGAUGUCUUACAAUAAAUAACAUCCUCCACAAGA
Messenger RNA from Mastomys coucha (southern multimammate mouse), 8844 nucleotides. RefSeq names its product neurotrophic receptor tyrosine kinase 2 (gene Ntrk2). Gene Ontology annotation, molecular function: brain-derived neurotrophic factor receptor activity; brain-derived neurotrophic factor binding; ATP binding. Lineage: Eukaryota; Metazoa; Chordata; Mammalia; Rodentia; Muridae. Gene Ontology annotation, cellular component: plasma membrane; axon; neuronal cell body. The record is from RefSeq and is a predicted model, not a curated record. Gene Ontology annotation, biological process: cell surface receptor protein tyrosine kinase signaling pathway; positive regulation of kinase activity; protein phosphorylation. Bases 704 to 3217 code for a protein of 837 amino acids. The transcript has 19 exons.